Molecule: messenger RNA, 408 nt
Organism: Dracunculus medinensis (Guinea worm)
Lineage: Eukaryota; Metazoa; Nematoda; Chromadorea; Rhabditida; Dracunculidae
Source: the annotation of a GenBank genome assembly
GCUAUGGGUGGUGGCCAGUCAGUUGCAUCAAAUGGAGGGGAAGUUCGCGAAAUUUUGAAUAAAAUGGAAAGCGAGAGGGUAGGAAAUAUUUCGCAGUUUUUUUCAUCGGUGUUACAAAUUAUUAAAAAUAAUCGAAAUUUUAUAGGUUAUUUUCAGUUGGCAAAAAAUCGCGAAAUGUUUAGAUGGAUUUCAUCUGGUGGUUUUGUGACUAUAUUAACAGCAUUGUACUCUGCUCAUUAUCAUAAAAAUGUGCUUCAUAUAUUACCAGUUUAUCCAAUUUUCUUUUAUAUUGCAUAUGAAGCGCAUCUUUGCUAUGGCAAUAAGCUGGAAAUAAUUAGAAGUUCGUUUGAAUGUCAAGGGCUAGAAAGUGAUGAAAGUAGCGUAACGAUGAGGCAAUGUUAUAGAUGA